Molecule: messenger RNA, 804 nt
Organism: Cannabis sativa
Lineage: Eukaryota; Viridiplantae; Streptophyta; Magnoliopsida; Rosales; Cannabaceae
Exons: 3
Coding region: 1-804 (267 amino acids)
Source: RefSeq, a predicted model, not a curated record
AUGGAGCCUUUGUAUGAAAGGUUCAGAAAGCAAGCGCCUCCAGUAUUUCUGGGAGGCCCUGAUGUUCUUAAAGCUGAGCAGUGGUUGACUGUUGUUGAGAGAAUACUGAACUUUAUGGGAGUGGCUGGAAAUGAUAGGGUGGCAUGUGCCACGUUCCAAUUUCAGGAGGAUGCCCUGAUUUGGUGGGAAAUGGUAUCCCUCACCAGGGAUGUGACCAGAAUGACCUGGGAAGAGUUCCGAGAAUUGUUCAACGCCAAAUAUUACAAUGAGGCGGUCCGCAGUGCAAAGCGGAAGGAAUUUAUUGAGUUGGUACAAGGUGAGAGUAUGUCAGUGACCGAGUAUACCACCAAGUUUGACCGCUUGGCCAAGUUGGCCUCCGGAAUUGUACCAACAGAUUUCAGCAAGAAAGAAAAGUAUUUGGCUGGACUGAAUGCCAAAAUCAGACAUGACUUGGUUAUUACAACAAGUGAUACCACAACCUAUGCAGAAAUGGUUGAUAAGGCUCUUCGAGCCGAAGGGGCAGUAAAAUUUUUACAAGAAACCCGAGAGUCUUUUGGUGUUGGUGGGGUUACUACUCUCCCUAUGUCGGGUCCUGAGAAAGAGAGUGGGGGUUCUACCUUUGAACAGAAGAAAAGAACUUUUCCAUCUUCGGGAAGUUCAGGGCAAGGAAAAAGGAAAGACUGCCCUCAGUUGAAGAAAGAGGAACCGAAGCCCGAGGUCAAACCUGUAUCUGCUCCUGCUCGUGUUUUUGCUAUAACUCAGGCAGAUGCUGCUGCCAGUCCUUCAGUGGUUGCAGUUUGUUAG